This is a messenger RNA of Acanthosepion pharaonis, 693 nucleotides long. Lineage: Eukaryota; Metazoa; Mollusca; Cephalopoda; Sepiida; Sepiidae. The record is from the annotation of a GenBank genome assembly.
AUGAACACUUCACUGUAUAUAUCAGACCUAUAUUUUCUUCUCUUGUCUUCGUCCUGCUUUUUAUCUUUCCUUCUCUUUUCCUUUCAUUCUCUUUUUCUCGUUCUUCUAGUUUUCAUUCGCUUUUCUCGCGUUCUUUUUUUCUAUUUUUCUUUCCUUCGUUCUUCCUUCUAUCUUUUCUCCUCGUCUUCGUCCUUGCUUCUAUUUUCCCUUUUCUUAUUCUCAUCCUACCUAUCUUUUCUAUUCUUCUCUUCGUCCAUUUUUCUGUCUUUCAUUCUCUUUUUCUCCUCCUUCCUUCAAUCUUCUCUUCUCUUUUUCCUUCAUUCUAUUUUUCCUUCUCUUUUCCUCGUCCUUCCUUCUAUUCUCUCUUUUCUUAGUCCUUCCUUCUUUCAUUCUCUUUUUCUCCUCCUUCCUUCUUUCAUUCUCUUUUUCUCUUCCUUCCUUCUAUCUUCUCUUCGUCCUAUUUUCCUUCUCCUUUCCACGUCUUCUCUUCUUUCUUCCUCCUAUCUUUCUUACUCUUUUCUUCGUCCUUCCUUCUAUCUUCACUUCUCUUCUUCCUUCCUACUAAUUUUCAUUCCCUUUUUCUCGUAUUUCCUUUUAUCUGUUUUCUUCUCUUCUCGUCUUCUUUCCUUCUGUCUUUCAUUCUCUUUUUUCUCGUCCUUCCUCCUAUCUUUCAUAAAAUAUGAAGGAAAAUGA